Molecule: messenger RNA, 903 nt
Organism: Calliphora vicina (urban bluebottle blowfly)
Lineage: Eukaryota; Metazoa; Arthropoda; Insecta; Diptera; Calliphoridae
Exons: 4
Coding region: 112-600 (162 amino acids)
Cellular component (GO): membrane
Source: RefSeq, a predicted model, not a curated record
AAAGACGUGCUAAAUUAAACGGUUUAACGAAGUUCAAAAAUAUUAUAAAGUUUUUUUUUUUUAAAAAAAAAUUUCUUAUUGCAACCCCUUUAACCUAAAAAUCUCUUCAAAAUGUCCCACUCUGUAACCAUUACCCGCACCACCACCAGCACCACUAACACUUCCUAUAUUGUGUUGAAUACUGGUUAUUUGAAAAGCUUUUCGGGUCUGCUUAAAUUAUUCGAAUUGCUGAUUGGUGGUGCCAUGGUUGGCAUUUUCAGUUAUUACCAAACAAAUGGUGCCUGUUGGAAUGGCAUCGAUGGUGUGGUCUUUGCCUUUUUAAUGUCGGUGACAUUUAUGAUUGGCACAUUCUGUCUACUGUUGUCGUGCUUAACAUCACUGAGCACGGGAGGAAUUAUAUCAAAAACUAUUUAUGAACUAAUUUAUCACAGUGUAGCUGCCAUUUUACUGCUGAUCUGUUCCACUAUUUUGAUCAUUUCGGUGAGCGACAGAUACAGAAAACAUGACGCCUACAUGGCUGCUGCCGUCAUGGGUUUAGUGAACAGUGUUCUGUACUUUAUUAGUGCCUUCUUGGCCCACCGAUCUUAUCGUGGCAUUUAAAUGAACAACCAAAACGAUCCAAAUACAAAUUUAAUUAAGGUGUUCCAAAUAAUUACUACUAUUUACUUACUUGAUAUUAAAAUGAAUUCAAUCCUCUCCUUUUGGAAAAUGUCAAAUUCUUGAGAAUUUUAUAUUGAAAAGUUCGAAUUACAAACAUAAAGUGUUUUUUUUUUUUAUUUGAAAUGUAUUUAUAUAUUUUUUAUAUAUUUAAUUUUAUAAUACUGUCUUUAUAUUGUAUGUGUUUAAGUAAAACAACAAGUUAUUUUAAUAAUUAAAAUAAAUGAAAAAAAAAAAUUAAGAAAA